CUUGUCUGAGGCGCGAGAGAGGCAGGAGCUGAUUGAUUUGGUUGUGUGGGCUCUAUCAGACAGCGGUAACAAGCAGAUAAACCACUCACUCGACUUUUAUUUUUCAACAAACAUUGAAUUACAUCAAUUUAACUUUUGGGGGAAUUCGAGAGCACCUGCACGGAGCAUCCAGCGGUUCCUCCGUCUCCUCUCUGCCGGUUCUGGAGUCCCCAGCUGCGCAGGAGAGCUCCCCUGCGAACCGCGUCAUGGGAUACAGCUGAACCACCGCCGCUUUUCGCGUGUAGCCUAUACCUGAAGCUUUUUGUGGAUUAACAACACGUUUAAGAAAAAGAAAAACAGACUCGUUUAUUUACUCGCUUUAAGAAAAACUUCAUUCAGUCACUCGGGAUUAUAAGCCUUUGCCACGGACUCUUAUCACUUUAUUUCUAACGCACGGUUGGGGUUUUGGUGGAGAGUUGCAGGAUGGGCUCAUCCGACUGCUUCAGAUGGGCCGUUGUCAUCUUGUGUUGUUCAUCACUCACACAUGGACAUUUGGAAAGAGAGCACUCACCUAUGAUUCUGCCCUCUGACAACACCCUCAUUCUUCAUAAGGAUGGUUUGUUACAUCUCACAUGCAGAGGCCAUGGCCCACUGCAGUGGAGACUUGUUGACUCCAAUCGAUCGCUCUCAUCCGAGGAGGUGAAGGUGGAGUCGUGUGAUUCCCGACAUCACUCUCACUCACACUGCAGCAAACUGACCAUCACAAGUUUAAUAGCUAAUGACACAGGAAGGUACAACUGUGAAUACUCCAAAAAUGGUUCAGCCCACUUCACCUCGAUCUACGUGUAUGUCCAAGAUCCCGAGCAACCAUUUGUGGAGCCUCAUCCCUCAACACCUCUUGUCUUGGAAAGCUACAGGCACGAGACCAGCCUCAUACUCCCCUGCAGGACCACCUAUCCCGAUAUUGAAGUAACACUCACAGCGCUCCCGCCUUUACCAGAGAAGGUCGUUAAUGAACAAAUAUGGGAUCCGAAGGUUGGAUUCAAGAUUCCCUACGAUCCCUACAGAGAGAUCAGCAUGGUCACCUGUAAAACCAAGGUCAAUGGUCGUGACUUUAAGUCAAUAUACUUCCCUAAAAGAAUAACUCGUGUUCUUCAAAAUGUGAAGAUCACCCCAGAGCGUGUCAAAGUCUUGGUUGGAGACACCCUCAUUCUCAACUGUACUGGCAAGACCACUCAUAAUGGAAGAAUCAAAUUCACGUGGGAUUUCCCAAAGAGUAAAGAAAAUAGACAUGACACACAAUUCACCAUGGACAUGUCUACCAAGGUGUAUGUGAUGAGCAAGUCUUUAUCCUUGCCAAACAUUACCAUGGAGGAUAAAGGAGUGUACCGCUGCAGGGCUGAGCUCAACCCUACGAUUUAUAUGAACGUCACCGCUAAAGUCAUCGUCAUUGAGCAUCCAUACCUCAAUAUCUCCUAUAGACAUGAGCGGCACAGUACGAUAAGGGUCAAAGAUGGCAGGAAGAGGCUUGUGUUUGAUCCCAAGGUCCAAGCUCUGCCACCGCCAGACAUGGUAGCAUGGUUUAAGGAUGGGGUCCCUAUCAACAGGAGUUCCACCUGUUACAAGAUGUCUGGUUUCACCUUGAUCAUCGUUAAUGUGCAGCAGCAGAAUGCCGGGGUCUUCACCGUCACUCUGGGCAACCAAGCGAGGGGCUUGUCCAGGAAUCUGAGCUUCACACUGAUAGUGGAGGUGAAGCCAAUUAUUUCCGAGGCCGAGCUUGCCACUGUGGACGUGCAGCCGUACAUGAUCGGCAGACAGCACCAGUUAACCUGCACUGCUUACGGGGUGCCGCUGCCAAACAUCACAUGGUUUUGGCAACCGUGUCAACUAAACACCACGCUUAUAAAAUCCCCGGUCCACAUUGAUGACAGGGGGAAUUACUCCCACAACUGGAUUAAGAGCAUAAACGUCAAGCGUGAACUGGUAAAAGGAAAAAUCAAGAUUGUGAGUACCCUGGUGAUCGGAAACGCCAGCAUGUCAGGAAAAUACUCCUGCGUGGCCAGGAAUGAAGAGGGCCAUAGCUCAGUGACGAUCCCUUUCUACGUUGAUGAUAACCCUGAGGAAAUUGCCAUUGAACCUCGGGCAGUCGUCGAGGGGGACGACGUCAAUCUGACCUGUCGGGCAACACGUUACCUCUACACAGACCUGCAGUGGUUGGAUUCCAGAAAUGAAACGAUCACUACCAACGUGUCCAGUAUUCAGAUCGGCAACUACUCCAUCUCUCUUUCUCUCCGUCUGCACAAUGUGUCCCAAAUCAGCACUGCAGGCUACAGGUGCCAAGCAUACAAGCUCUACAAGGGGGUUCAACUCAGGGACGCUGCACUGACUGUGGAUGUGAGAAAGCGCCCCUGGCUGAGUCAAAAUCUGACUAAUCAGGAUGUGAACAGUAGCAGCACCCUGAUGCUGCCGUGCCUUGCGAUGGGAGUUCCUCGUCCGUACAUCUUGUGGUACAAAAAUGACCUUCUCGUGGAAAAAGGCCCAGGAAUCACUCUGGGAGACGAUGGGACUCUGACCAUCGAGAGGGUGAAGAAAGAUGACGAGGGUCGCUACGAGUGUGUGGCCAUCAAUGACGAGGGGUCUGCCAAAACAAGUGCUGUUGUUACUGUGUUCGGAGAUGAAGGGAAGCCAAACGUUGAGGUAAUCAUUCUGGUGUGUACGGGAGCUGCCGCUACGUUCCUCUGGCUCAUGCUCAUCCUCUUCAUCCGCAAGCUGAGGAAGCAACCACAGUAUAAGAUGGGCCCGUCCAUCAUCAUCGACCCUGACGAGUGUCCCCUGGAGGAGCAGAACGAUCUUCUUCAGUACGACAGCAGCAAAUGGGAGUUUCCCCGCGACCGACUGCGACUAGGCAAAACUCUUGGCCACGGAGCAUUUGGAAAAGUUGUGGAAGCUUCUGCCUUUGGGAUCGACAAGCUCUCCACCUGCAAGACUGUGGCUGUCAAAAUGUUGAAAGGAGGUGCUACGUCAAAUGAGCGGAAAGCUCUGAUGUCAGAGUUAAAGAUCCUGAUCCACAUCGGCCAUCACCUGAACGUGGUCAACCUGCUGGGAGCCUGCACCAAGCCCGGAGGCCCGCUGAUGAUGAUAGUGGAGUUCUGCAAAUAUGGCAACUUGUCCAACUAUUUGAGAGGCAAGAGAGAGGACUUCCUCGUCUACAAGAGGCAGGACGGUAAGGUGGUGUCGUCAGGUUCAGGCUGCGAGCUGAGCGAGAUGAUGAAGCGCCGCCUGGAGAGCGUGGCCAGCACCGGAAGCUCGGCCAGCUCUGGCUUCGUCGAAGAUAAGAGCUACUGCGACUCGGAGGAAGAGGAAGAAGAAUCUGAGGAUUUGUAUAAGAGAGUCCUGACGUUGGAAGAUUUAAUUUGCUACAGUUUCCAAGUUGCAAAAGGCAUGGAGUUCUUGGCUUCACGAAAGUGCAUCCAUCGUGAUCUGGCUGCUCGAAACAUCCUGCUUUCUGAGAAUAAUGUUGUAAAGAUUUGUGAUUUUGGACUUGCCAGAGACAUCUACAAAGACCCGGAUUAUGUUCGCAAAGGAGAUGCCAGACUGCCGCUCAAGUGGAUGGCACCUGAGGCCAUUUUUGACAAGAUCUACACGACUCAGAGUGACGUCUGGUCCUUUGGUGUUCUCAUGUGGGAGAUCUUCUCUCUGGGUGCCUCCCCGUACCCCGGCGUCCAAAUAGACGAAGAAUUUUGCUGCAGGCUGAAAGACGGGACCAGGAUGAGAGCGCCCGAAUACUCUUCCUCUGAAAUAUAUCAGACCAUGUUGGACUGCUGGCAGGGGGAGCCACAGGAGAGACCGAACUUCACUGAGCUGGUGGAGCAGCUGGGAGAUCUGCUGCAGGCCAGCGUGCAACAGGAGGGCAAACACUACAUACCCAUCAACACAGUCCUGCUGGGGAAGCUGGGAGACCCCUCCUCCACAGCGGUGUCAGAGGAGACGACCACACGACCCAUCUCCCUCCGAGACUCGGGGAGCACCUGGAACAUCAAGAUCCGUCCUGCCAGUGUGAAAACCUUCGACGAGGUCACCAUGGAGGACGGGACAAAUGAAAACCAUGAGGGCGGUCAGACGGACAGCGGGAUGGGCCUGUCGUCAGACAACAUGGAGACUCUGAAGCGCCUCGAAUCGUUGGCAGGCCGACCUCUGAGCAUCAUGGCUCUGGCGAUGAAGGCAGUGAGCAAGAGCAAAGAGUCGGUGCUGUGUGACUCGGAGAAGGAGAAGUUCCCGAGCGGGGUCACCUCUCUGGACUUCGGUCUGGACGACUCGGCCCUGGAUGUGGGUCUGGAGUGUCACAGCCCUCCGCCCGACUACAACUAUGUGGUGCGCUACUCCACCCCGCCUGUGUAGCCUCAUGCUCUGUCCCUGGAGAAUCUGAUGAACAGCCUCGAGGCAUUUGCUUUGUUCUCCUCUGGUUUGACUCUUAUCUCUGGACUGUAGCAAAGUUUGAGAGGAAAACACAUGAGAUUCUCCGGUAAAGUGUUUUGAAAGGUCGCUCUGAAAUGAAACAUGAACCUACUCGACUGUUACUUCCAACGUUCAGGGCGCCUGCUGAGCAACAAAAGGAAACCUGUAGACUGUUGAUUUCAUUCCAGUUUUCAGACACAGGCUGACAUUAAUGCUGCUGGUCCCUUCCACAUUCACUGUGAUAUGUCAAACAGCUGGAAACAGCCUCAGGUAUUUCUUUCAUCUACUGUGAAAACCAGCUACAAUCACUCCCACUUUACUGCAGAUCAGAUUAAACUACCACCUUUGAUGAUUAGGAAUAAAUCCAGAAAAGAAAAGCAGAGAGAAUAGCUGAGGUUUAUGAAGUUUUUUAUAUAUAUCUGUUUUCAUUUUAUUCAAAAAUGAAAACUGGAUUUGUAAUUUUUGAUAACGGUUAAAGAGAAAAUAUUUUUAAGAUAUGGAUACAUCUGCUCAUAUGAAGGUUAGAAAAAGUUCAGACUUGCUCAAAGCAAAAUCAGUCUUAACUUGUAUUAUUAAUUGUGAAAAGGAUUGUGUUUUGGGUGUCGUUGCUCCUUAAAUCCAAUUAAAAUCAGCUCAACUAACUCAGGAUGGCCAAUAGUGACUGUUUCGUGUUUAUAAGCUCUUGGUUAUGGGAAAUCGCAAGUUAGCGGAGGUAAAGGGAGGAAACAGGGUAGAGAGUAAAAGCAGACGGCUUCAGGAUUAGCAUAACAGCUUGACCAUGAAAUCACUUAAAUCAAGAGUUACUGUAAAUGCAGAUUCAUCCUCCUGCCCCUAUCAGGUGCUGAAGAAACUAAAAAGGUUGUUACUGUUUGGUCGAACUAAAAGAAAGUGAAGAAAAUUAGAUUUGUUUAUUUAGCUUGUGUACAGAUUGGGUUAGAAAAUGCAAUAUUAGAACAAGUGUUCAUGGUAACAUUUAUUUAUUUAGAUUGUGUACACUGUCACUUAGUUAUUUAGUUCUGUUUGUUUAUUUAGAUUUAUAAUUCAUGAGUCAACCAAAGGAUUUUUUAAGCCCAGUCUUCCUCAUAUCAACAUGUAAUAUCCCAACACUUCACUCCAGAUGUAUAUGUUGUUUGUGCUGCUGUAUUCACUUAAAGUAAAGCUAAGGGAAACAUGUAAGUGUAUUUUAUCCGUCCUUUGUUUUGUGCUACGUGUUAGUAAAGCUUGCAGGGCAGGCUACACAAACUCUACAUGUAUGUGAAGUGAGCACCAGUUUGCUCGGAUUCACAGUUAUUGUUUGUUAUCUUGUCAAAUCGAGUGUUUUGUUUGUAUUACCCGAUGUGUUGAAAGUACUGUGGUCCAAACUUAGCUUACACACCCUGUAGAAAUGUGGCUAGCUUGUGCUUGUUGACCACAAAAUAAACUGUAUUUGCCAGUAAGUAAACUGAAGUAUAAAUUGGAUAUUUUGAACCCCUGUGUACUUCAAAAUUAUAAUUAGUUUGUCUAUAUGGAGAGGAAGUAAUUAUGCACUGAUACUUUAUAUCAAGUAUAAUUUUUGUAUUCUUAAAGUAUAUUAUUAUGAAACAGUAUUGAGGGUCACGUUACAAAGAUUUCCGAUUUAUUUUGUUUUUAUUUAACUCUUAACUCUAGUAGGAAAUUAACAUUUGCAGUAUUUGCUAUAUUAUGUUUGCAUUUAAUGUCAUCCUAAAAUGUCAAACCUCUUUCUAUUAUUUUAGUUUCUGCUAUCACAAUAACAUUCAAUAGAUUAUAUUGCAUUUCUUUAUACAUAUCCAUGAGUAAGAAGACCUCCUAGCUUUGUCUGUUUUGUUCAUGUAGUCUCACAAGUUGUUUUUGUGAAAGUAAUGCUUCCCAACACUGUUAUCUGAGUAUAUGAAUAAAUGAAUAAAGAUUAUAUAUUUAUACGUUA
Molecule: messenger RNA, 6358 nt
Organism: Trematomus bernacchii (emerald rockcod)
Lineage: Eukaryota; Metazoa; Chordata; Actinopteri; Perciformes; Nototheniidae
Gene: kdrl
Product: kinase insert domain receptor like
Exons: 30
Coding region: 463-4377 (1304 amino acids)
Biological process (GO): cell surface receptor protein tyrosine kinase signaling pathway; protein phosphorylation; multicellular organism development
Cellular component (GO): signaling receptor complex
Molecular function (GO): ATP binding; transmembrane receptor protein tyrosine kinase activity
Source: RefSeq, a predicted model, not a curated record